Salpingoeca rosetta is the source of this 2834-nucleotide messenger RNA. RefSeq lists its product as uncharacterized. Lineage: Eukaryota; Choanoflagellata; Craspedida; Salpingoecidae. Gene Ontology annotation, molecular function: protein binding. The record is from RefSeq and is a predicted model, not a curated record. The transcript has 4 exons. The annotation marks the transcript as partial.
AGAUGCUGGAUGAGCACGCGGCAAGCCUUGAAUCAACCGGAAACCACGUCCUGCGUUUAGAAUCACGACUGCCGCAUUUCAUUUCGCUCUCGGACGACCCGUUUUCCUCCAACAUCACAAUCUACACGUUCAAAGAGGGCAUCACGCGCAUUGGGCGCGAACCACGCCGCAAGAACAACAGCAGCACGGACGACAACAGCGACACGAACAGCAGCAGCAUUGACGUUGAUGACGCGUUUGACGAAGACGAGGAGGAUGAGGAUGAGGAGGAUGAUGACACGCCGCCACAGGACAUCCACAUCUACGGCUUGGGCACGGAGCGAGAGCACGCCAUUAUCGAGUUCAAGGUGGAGCACGACACGGGCAUCAACUCGCUGGUGGAGGUGGUGGUGCUGCACCCCAUCGCGGAGGAGUGCUUUGUGGACGGCGCAAAGCUCGAAGACUCGGUGCAGUUGCGUCAGGGCAACGUGGUGCAGCUGGGCCAGACCAACGUGUUCCGCUUCAACCACCCAACCGAGGCCGCCCGCUUGCGUAAGGAGCUAGGUGCCAGUGGGCGUGGCGCGCAGAAGGGCCUGGGCGCGCUCAAGGCAACGGCUUCCCUCUUCUCCAUGCUCAGCUCAACCUCCGCUGCUACAGCCACGGCGACAAAAAACAGCAGCGCAACCGCUACUGGAGACAAAGCAGAUGGCGUGAACGGCGUUCGUGAUGCAGAGGCGAAGCGCAAGGAGGAAGAGGAACGCAGACGGAAGGAGGAGGAAGAGCAGCGGGAGCGGCAGGCUCGGGAGGAGAGGGAACAGGAGCUGCUGCGCAAACAACAGUCGCUCGAGAACGAACGCGCCAUGCUUCAGGCCGAGAAGGAGCGGGUUGCGCUUGAGCGGCAGCGGCUUGAGGACGAGCGGCGGGCACAGGCGGCUGCGCUGGCAGAGGAGGAGGCCCGAGCGCGCAGGGAGGCCCAGCGGCGGGAGGAGGCCCGACAGCGCGAGCUGGAGAGGGAGAUUCGCGAGCGCGCAGAGCGGGAGGCGAGGGAGGAGAUGCAGAAGCAGCUGAGGGAGACCGAGGCUCUCAGGAGGAAAAUGGAGGAGAUGCGCCGCCAGCUGCAGGCCGGGGCGGAGGCGAAGGAGCGGGAGCUACAGGAGCGCAUUGCGCGGGAGCGGCAGCGGCUGUUGGCGGAGACAAAGGCCAGCCAGCAGGAGAUUGAGGCCAGGGCGCGGCGCGAGGUGGCCAUGGCCCUUGAGGAGGAAAAGCGGAAGCAGGACCAGGAGCUUGAACGAGCACGCGCUGAAGUGCGGCGGCUUGCUGAGGCGCAGGCGGCCGAGACGGCGCAGGCGCGGCAGGAGGCGGAGCAGCGGCUGGCCGCGGCCACGCAGGAGAUUGGCGAGAAGAACGAGCUGGUGCGCAGCCUCAACGCAAUGCUGGAGGCACAGAAGAAGCAGCGGGAGGAGGAGGCGGCACGGGCGGAGCAGGCGCUGCGUGCAGAGGUGAAAGCAAAGGAGGAGGAGCACAGGAAGAUGCUUGAGGAGGCUCGGCGGCACGAGGACAAGCUGCUGGUGGAGAUUGCAGAGCGGGAGGCGCGGGUGCGGGCAGACAUCCAGCAGCAGGCCGUGGCAGACGAGGAGAAGCAGAAGCUGGUGCAGCAGCUCGAGGCAGAGUCGCUUGCGCGGGAGGCGGCGAGCAGGGAAGAGGCGCAGCGCAAGCUGGCAGAGAUGACGGCGCGCAUGCAGCAGGAGCGGACGGAGUUUGAGGAGGAGCGUCGGCGGCGGCAGGAGGCCGAGGCCAAGGCGGCGCGGGAGAAGUGGGAACGCGAGCUGGACGAGGCGUACAACCUGAAGAUGCUGGAGGAGGAGCGGCAGCAGACGGAGAAGAAGCACAAGCGCAACAUGCAGGCGAAGGAGACGUGGAUGAAGCGGUUCCAGCAGCAGCAGUCUGUUGAGCAGAAGCUCAAGGAGGAGACGGAGCUGCUUGCUGAUGCGACGCAGCGAAGGAACGAGGCGGCGAAGGACCUGGCCAAGGCAGACAUCAAGAUGAAGCAGUCCCGGCGGCAGUCGCUGCUGCUGGAGCACGACAUGGACCUGCUGGGAGAAGCGAACGGCGCCGUGUGGGACGAGGAGGACUCCCAUGGUGGCAGUGGUGAUGGUGGUGAUGGUGGUGAUGGUGGUGAUGGUGGCUUGAGCCGAACGGGAGCAGGGAAGCUGGUGGCUUCGUCGCUCUCGCGCUUGGAGGAAGAGAGCCACGCUGACGAUGAUGAUGAUGAUGAUGAUGAUGAUAAUGACGGGAAGCAGGUGAGCGAUGACGACGACACGUCGAGCGAUGAGGAUGAGGAUGUGAUUGACAUCACAACGCCGUCCAAAUCUGGGUACCGUGGCGGGUCUGUUGCAUCGUCCACAUCAUCUGCAGCCCCAAUGACACGCACAUCCACCACCUCCGAGACAUUUGCGCCCAGCCCGAUUGCCAACAACCCGUUCCUUGACCCGUACGUCUCCAAGUACGGCAGCAGCGCGAGUGGGCGCAGCAGCGCAACUGCACCGGCCAUCAAGGCGGCGGCAGCAACGACAACAGCAGCAGCCGGAGGAGGGACGCGGUCGAGGAGUGGCAGCGGCACGGCGCAACGCAGGCCAAGCUCAGCCCCGCACGCUGUGGGCCAGCAACACCAGCAGCAACAGGGCACGCGAUCGCGGCUGCACAGCAAGGCGUCUGCCACGUCGCUCGUGUCGUCUGGUGAUGCGACCAAGUUUGCGAACAACCCGUUCCUGGACCCCAAGAUGGACUCUUCCCAGCGUAGCAGCGCCGCAUCCGUCGCCACAGAGCAGGUGGGAACGCGCAACACAGCGAGAUAG